Molecule: messenger RNA, 3321 nt
Organism: Megalopta genalis
Lineage: Eukaryota; Metazoa; Arthropoda; Insecta; Hymenoptera; Halictidae
Gene: Arp8
Product: Actin-related protein 8
Source: RefSeq, a predicted model, not a curated record
UCGGUUUUAUCGUCAUCCGUUAUUAUCGUAGGUCUGAUUCAGUGGCCACGAGAGCGUGCCUCCAUCGCAGAUCGUUGAUCCGACCUCGGUCUCCGCGGUGCAUACGAGAACGAAUGAUUCGUUUUCCGUCGUCGUUAACUGGGUUAAACGAUCGUUCGGCGUCGCGCGGAGUCGCGUUUCAAGUUGUUCGUUGAUCCGUUUAACGAGCCAGACACCCGUCGAUCUAUAUAUUUCCUACGCGAUCCAACAGAGAAUCGAGAGAGAGACAGAGCACCGUAAGCCUCUCGAUCGCGAUCACAACUCGCAGGAGCGUGUCGUUGCACUGCCGAACGAUUCCCUUUACCGUGGAAAGAACCCUUCAAACACAACGGUCCCCCUCUCUUUUCCCAUGAAAUGUUGCUUACACUCGUAUUCCCACUUCUACAACAGGCUUGGGCGAUCUCUGAUAUUAGAAUUCUUUGUAUCGAAAACGUAGAUAUCAUCGUUGAUAACGCGAGGAUAAGGAUUUAGAGAAUAUCUGCAUCGAUAGAGAGUUUUGAUUAGGUAUAGAAAGUGAGAUUACGUAACUCGGUUGUUGGUCGAUUAAUCUAACUUCAAGGAUGACGAUGCCGUUUCUGAACAUCUAGAGAUUAGGCAUAUCAUUGAUUCUACAGUUCGGACCUUUCGAUUUCUUAUCGAUGAAAAUUGAGCGAUCAGCUAUUUGCGAGAAUGUGGCUUGAUGACCCUCUGGUGUUAAGUUCGGGAAUUUUUGUUGAAACGACUUUAUCUACGAGUGGAGGAGCGCACAUCGUAUUUCAAAAUUUCUCUAGAUUCUUACUUUCACCAAUUUCUAGUCCUUCACCUUCCCUAGUCUUCAGUUUCUUAUCUUCUCUAAAUUCCUUGUCGCUUACCUUCGCUAGAUUGUAGUCCCUGACCUACCGUAAUUCGUUACUUUUCCCAGUAUGUAUCUAGUCCUUUACCUUUUCCCUAGUGUCUAGUCCCUUAGUGUCCCUAGUUCUAUUUACCGCCUAGGGUAAAAAUGCUUGUCAACCAACUAAACGGUUCAGCGUUUCACAAUUAGAUGGAGCCACGUGCAUAUUCUAUCAUUUAACGCAUCUGUAACUGAUUUAGAAAACACGAAUAACACAUUCGUGUAUUUAUGCAGUAAUUUUAUUCACAACUCGCGAAUUUGUUCAAUGAAACACAUACGUAAUCCGUCAAUUACAUAUCAAGGCAUCAUAAUAUUUAAUCAUGCCGGUUUUUCAAGAGUCAUGUGCAGAGGGUCUUUCAGCAAAUUCAAGCUCAGACCAUUGUUAUAAUUCACCCUGGCUCUAUGUACCUCAGAAUGGGUAGAGCAUCCGACUUGAACCCCUGCACUAUGUUAAAUGGUAUAGCAAGAAGAAGACUACCCGGGGGUUUAGAGUAUAAGGACAGCUUACUACCCCCUGCAGUUCCACGAACAAAAGAAUUGACCCAAGCAAUGGAAGAGUCACGUCUACAGGUGUCUCAUACCCUGCAAUCUUGUCUCCAAUCCGAUGGAAGGAGAAGAUAUGCCACACCACCACAGCAGAUAGCUGCCUUUAACCGUAGAUCCAAUCCGGAAGUAUCCUCUCCUUGUAGUGUGGAGUGGAUAAAGACAAACAAAGAUGUUGUGAUUGGGGAUGACAUACUAUCUUUGAACCCAGAGGAUAACUUCAAUGUUCAUUUUCCAUACAAGAGAGGAGAACUUAAUGUUCACUCGGGUCCUGGAGGAAGUUUGAGAGCUGUAAUGGCUGAUCUAAAAACCAUUUGGGAAUACGUGCUUACAGACAAAAUGGACAUUCCUUUAAGAGACUUAAAACAUUACAGAGCAGUGCUAAUAAUUCCAGAUAUCUAUAAUAGGCAGUACCUGAAGGAAUUAACAACUUUAAUGCUCUGUGAGAUUGGAUUUGGAGCAUGCUUUCUUUUGCAGGAUCAUGUAGCAGCCACAUUCGGCGCAGGUUUAGGCUAUGCCUGCGUGGUCGACGUUGGCGAUCAAAAGACAUCUGUUUCCUGUGUAGAAGACGGAAUUUCCCACAGAAACACCAGAGUCAGAAUGGACUAUGGGGGUGGUGACAUAACUCAGACAUUUUUCUGGCUGCUGCAGAAAUGCGCAUUUCCAUACAAAACCUGCGACACCUCGAAUAAACUAGACGCUCUGCUUUUGAAUCAGCUAAAAAAAGAUUUUUGUCACGUCGAUCUAAACGUAUGCGGAUCGCAAGAAAAGACAUUCGUCGUUCGCAAACCUAAACAGCAGACAGAGAAAUACACGCUGCAAGUAGGCGACGAGUGUCUGGUAGCGCCACUUAGUUUGUUCCAACCAGAAUUGUUUAAAGUCACUGGAACCCAUAAUGUGCACAUACAAAAAAGAUCAAUGGGCGAUCCGGAGGACCCACAUGAUGAAAAUUAUUUGAGAGAGACUAGCAGGAGGGGUAUGAAAGAAAGUUUGGAGCAAACCUCUGAAUUGCAAGAGGAAGCAACAGCUCCAACAGCAGUCGGAGAAGAGGAGGUGGUAGUAGAUGCCGUAGACUCUGCGCCGAUUGCUUUGUCAAAUCGUGAUUUGGAUGCUCCACGAGAUUUUGUGGUUGGUCCACAGCAGCUGUUGGGCCUCGAUCACGCUGUGCUACAGAGCAUCGAUCGUUGUCCUACUGAAGAUUUGAAGAGAAAGAUGUACAGUUGCGUGCUGGUCGUGGGCUCAGGGAUGAAGUUUCAAGGCAUUGGUAUGUGGCUCCACAAUCGGAUUUCCCUUCAAAUCCCCUACAUGUACAGAGCUGAACAACUGGAUAUAAUAACACAGCCAAAGGAAAUGGAUCCGGGCAUGACUGCGUGGAAAGGCGCGGCGAUUCUAAGCUGUUUAGAGUCCGCUCAAGAGCUGUGGAUUGGUCGUCAAGAAUGGGAACACAUAGGCGUUAGAGUAUUAAGAGAAAGAGCACCGUUUAUGUGGUGAAACUUCAAAGUACAAAAUUUGUAUUUUUAUAUUUAAGUUUCUAUGUUUCGAAGCCCGACAUAGAACAUUUAUAACAUGUCCAUCAAUCUGAUCUUAUUGCUAUCAUUCCUGUGUUUAGUAGCGAUGUCCGCUUCGAUCAAAAAAUUUGCGAAGUCGAUGACGUCGGGUGUCAUGUCGACGUAAACGUCGUCUCCUCCUUUUGUGUACGAAAUCGUGAGAAGCUAGAAAUUUAUUGAUAUAAGCUACGUGAAUGAUCUGGUAGCAAAAUAUUUUUUUAACUUUACCGAAAGAAACUGUCUGAUUUCUUGAUUUUCUGGGAACAGGAUGUCGACCACGUCGUCCUGUAACAUUAAAUUAAUUAAGUCAUUGUAACAAAA